CUACGCUAUAAUCACACUUUUCGCGACACAUUCUUCAGUGUCGAUUGAGAUUGCCUGCAAAUACGGUGUAAAUAAAGUAAUUAAUCAGCGACAAAAUGGGUUUGACAAAAUGCUGUAUUUUAAUUUUGUGCUUUGCGGGGGUCUUACCCCAGUCUAUUAAUAUUUCCAAUCGCAGUGAGAAUGAGACUCAACCCUUCAUAGAGAUCGGUAGUAAAUAUUACUUAAUAAAUACUGCUACUACGAUGAAUUGGUUCGGUGCGGUGCUUUUUUGUCGCAACUAUGAUAGUGAUUUAGCCGUAAUUGAAUCGCUAGCUGAGAUGAAUGCAUUGAGUUUUUAUUUAACCACGAAUGAAGGUCAUAUUGGUAAAAAUUUUUGGCUGGGUCUGACCGAUUUGGCCGAUGAGGGUAAAUUUAUGUCACUAACAGACGGACGUCCAAUGCUCUAUGCUAAAUGGGCAGGCGGUCAACCAGACAAUGCUGGUCAAAAUGAGGAUUGUGUACACCUUUGGGCUUUUGAAAAUAUAUUCUAUAUGAAUGAUAACAAUUGCAUGGCUCAGCAUUAUGCCAUCUGUGAGUUGCGGCAGCCGAAGAAGACUUGUGACGUGUGUGAUUUGAAAAAUUUUAUGGAAAGAUUCAUGCAACAUACAAAUAUUCCAAAUUGUCGAAAUUAGUCAGGUGGAAGUGCCAGUUUUAUUAAUAAAAUCGUUGUUUCAUAACAAUACCUUCUUUUAAA
Bactrocera tryoni is the source of this 733-nucleotide messenger RNA. RefSeq names its product C-type lectin 37Db-like. Bases 96 to 671 code for a protein of 191 amino acids. Gene Ontology annotation, molecular function: signaling receptor activity. The record is from RefSeq and is a predicted model, not a curated record. The transcript has 3 exons. NCBI's taxonomy places the organism in Eukaryota, Metazoa, Arthropoda, Insecta, Diptera, Tephritidae.